Molecule: messenger RNA, 1520 nt
Organism: Spathaspora passalidarum NRRL Y-27907
Lineage: Eukaryota; Fungi; Ascomycota; Pichiomycetes; Serinales; Debaryomycetaceae
Gene: WOR3
Product: Wor3p
Exons: 1
Coding region: 1-1482 (493 amino acids)
Source: RefSeq, a predicted model, not a curated record
AUGUUUGGGCAUCCACCUACAUCAAUGCUGUUCAAAAAUGAUUUUGAUUUGCCGGCUCCAAAUCCUAGCACCUUAACAGCAUUUCUGGAAAAUCAGUAUAGGCAACAGAAGCAACCGUUCCAAAUGCAACCUCGAAUUGGAUUGUCGCAUCAACCACUGGUUCCGCCACCACCCGUCCCGCCACCUUAUUCUGCUCCCCAUAUACACAAUAGUGGGUAUUAUCAACUUUCAAAUGGGUUUCUGCAACCACCUAUUCUGGUUCCAUAUGGUGGAAUCCAAAAACCUUUGUAUAAUUUAGAGUAUGAUGAUCCAAAUGAAAAUCCACUAAGUUAUAAUACAGAUCGUGGAUUAGUCGUACCAAUACCGCCAUUACAUAUACAACAACAACUAGUGAAUAGUCUGGAUCCGAUUAAACAAGAUAUUAAUAGAAUUGAAAAUCUACAAAAUGGGAGCUCAAGAAUAAUCACUCAAGAUAUGGAUGGUCACCAAAUAUUACAAUCGAAUUGCUCUCGUUGCAAGAAAAAGUUUGAAGAACCACUAAUAGUGCCUAAAACUAAAGGUGAGUCUGGUACUCGCUUUUUAGCCGAGGCCAAGACUUUCAAAUUAUGUCAACAUUGUCGUGAUUUACAAAGACAGAGAUCAAGAAGAUGGCAAAAGAAAACCAAAGAUAAAAAGGGUGUUUGUCGUCGUUGUGGAUCGGAGAUACCAAUUGAAGAACAAAAAUUUGUAUUAUGUCCUUCUUGUAGACAUAAUUUAAGAGCACGAAAAGCAAAUCGUGCAGCACAGGGCAGAUGCGUGCAUUGCUCUGGUCCAUUAGAUUCUUCUAUCCUAACUAAUGAUGAUACUUUGGUAUCAGCUACUUCUUCCAAGAGCUCAACAUCAAGUGAAGGUUCCAAAGAUGGAGAGCGUGGACGAAUGGGCAACUAUAAAGUUUGUAAAAGAUGUCGUGAAAAUGACAAAAUAAGAAGAACCAAUUUGGAGAAGAUGGGUAAUUGCAACCGUUGUGCUAAAGCUUUAGAUCCUGAAGAUUUUGGUAAACAUAAAGUUUGUGCUAAAUGCAGAUCCAGAAAAAGGAAGGGUUCUACCUCUGCCAGUUCUCCCACGUCCUCAACAAUUGCAAAUAGUCCAAUCCUUAAUAACAUUGGUAAUACCUUAAUGAAUUCUAUUCCUCAUACUAUAGCAGUAGCUGGAAUGUUGCCUCAAGAACAAUCCGGUAUGACAAUUCUUCCUCCUGGUACUGCUAAUGCUUCAUAUCCUGAAAUGGGAGGUGGCCAAUAUGGUGUACCGUUUCAACAUCCACAUUACUCACAGCAACAAUAUGUUCCUGUUCAACUGUAUGGACCACAAGGGCAACUGCAUCCCUUUGGACUCAAUCAACCAGGAAAACCACUUCAAUACAUGCCAAUGAAUCAACAGCAGCAGCAACAACAACAAUCUUAUUCUUCAGACUUCCACAAUUAUUCAAGUAAUAAUCCAAAUUAAUUUUGGACAUGUAAAGGGGACCGGUAGUUUUUACUGGC